AUGGCAGCAUACGACAGAGCUGGCAACCCAAGGGAGCACGUCCUCAACUACAAGGCUUUCAUGGAGUUGCAGACUCUAUCGGAUGCCUUGAUGUACAAGGUAUUCCCUACGACGCUAACAGGGCCGGCACGGGCGUGGUUUAACAGCCUGGAGGUUGGGAGUAUCAGAAGUUUCGGAGACCUGGCCAUCGCCUUCAUCAGCCGGUUCAUAGCCGGAGUGCCAGUAGAUAGGAAGACCAGCUACUUGGAAACGGUCAGGCAGAGAGGAGACGAAUCGCUGAGGGAGUAUGUUGCUCGUUUCAACACGGAGGCCCUACAGAUCCCCGAACUAGAUGAGGGCCGAGUAGUGGAAGCUUUGCAGAAGGGGACGACCUCCCUCGAAUUCGCCAAGGGGGUGGAAGACAGAGGAAAAGCCCCUGAAGAAAGGAGGUCAGAAAGGCAUGAGAAGAAGCAGAGCAAGAAACCUGAGCCCUAUAGGCAGCCCUGGGACCGAAGAGACCAAAGACCUUUCCCUCCUCGGGUUCCAGAACAAAAGCCAUUCCCUCCGCGUAUUCUAGAGAACCUGACCCCGCUCAACGCCUCCAGAGCCGAGGUGCUCAUGGCAGUACAGGACAAAGAGUUCCUUCAAUGGCCCAGGCCUAUGAGAGCAGAAGCAAACCAGCGAGAUCCUAACAAAUACUGUCAGUAUCAUCGUACACACGGCCAUGACACCAACAACUGCUACCAGCUGAUCAGUGAGAUCGAAAGGCUGAUCAAGAGGGGCCACUUAUGGAACUUUGUGAAGAAACUAGAAGGAGAAAGGCCCCAGCUGAACCCUACAGUAGAGAGGCCCCGGAGAGUUGGAGCAGGGCCGGUGAAUGAUGGCUCCAGUGGAACCAUCAACAUGAUCGUUGAGGGAACCGGAGAUCGGAUGAGCCGAAGGGGAAAGAAGAGGGGUCGAGAUGGGGAAAGCAGCAGCGCCGAAGUCAUGCAGGGUCUUCCAGCAGAUGGGAAUCCCUACGGAGCAAUUGGUUCAGGACUGGGCCCCAGUCAAAGGGAUCGGAGGAGUCCCAGUGCCUGUGGAGGGGAAAGUAAAGCUGACUCUUACUCUAGGAGAAGCGCCAAGGACCCGCACUCAUUAUGCGAUGUUCUUAGUAGCCAAACUCCCCCUAAGCUACAACGCGAUAUUGGGAAGACCUGCACUAUUUGA
Messenger RNA from Manihot esculenta (cassava), 1188 nucleotides. RefSeq lists its product as uncharacterized. The transcript is spliced from 3 exons. The coding region runs from base 1 to 1188 and encodes 395 amino acids. The record is from RefSeq and is a predicted model, not a curated record. Lineage: Eukaryota; Viridiplantae; Streptophyta; Magnoliopsida; Malpighiales; Euphorbiaceae.